Messenger RNA from Rhopilema esculentum, 4280 nucleotides. Lineage: Eukaryota; Metazoa; Cnidaria; Scyphozoa; Rhizostomeae; Rhizostomatidae. The record is from RefSeq and is a predicted model, not a curated record.
ACCCUAAAAAUCGCGGGACCCUAAAAACCGCGGGACCCUAAAAACCGCGGGACCCUAAAAACCGCGGGACCCUAGACCAUGAAUGUACUAUGAAAAGCAACCUGAGCAUAUCCAGGGCCACCAAAGAGGGGACAAGGGGCAAAUUGCCCAAGUGAUAAUAUCCAUUUUAAAAAUGUCACUAAUUAAAUGUCAGAAAAGUAUGCCUACAAAAUGGUAAAAUAUUUUAAAAGAAUGCAAGAAAAAAAUGCUGAAAUGUAUUUUAAGCUAAUCUAAAAAGAGUUUCCCUCGAAAUUUUCUGAUGGCUUCGUUUGGAGAAGGCGUCUUCUUUCUACAUUGGGCCACCAGAAGACAUCAACAGCCCUAAAAUACUCCAUGCACUAUUAGCCAGUCCUGAACAAUCAAACAAACAUUAAAUGUUGGAAUCAAAAUAUCAACUGAGUAUCAACUGCGCAGAGAUUAGCUGAACUUCUAUCGACUUCUGCCAACGAGUGGUUUUCAAAUGUUUUUCCAACUGAAGAAGACAAUAACACUGAGUGGAAAAAUGGCAAAGAAAAGAUAAAGAAAAGUAACUUGUGAAAACUCAACGAUUAAUUUAUUGUUUUUUAUGGUCGAAGAAGUUACAAAUAUGUUGAUAUUUAAAUGAUUUGAUCAUCGCACAGUCCCUUGCAUCACCAGUUGCAUUAGCUAAGAUACCAAUUGCAAUAUAUAAAACACACAAAUGAAUUGUUCUUCAAGUAUUGUUGUGGCAGAAUGGCAAUGGUCGCAUAAAUCGCGAAAUAAAGGACCUGGCCAGUAAAUAUUUCUUAGGUGCCCUGCCCUAAAACACUUAUUUUCAUCAAAUUAUGCAGUGAAAAUUAUUUUAAAACUAGAAAUGCCUUUAGAAAAACUCAACCAGUCUUGAAUAAUUACACCUUUUGUCAAAACUUUUUAUUUGGGGUUUAGUUGAACCACAUAUUAUGCUUCAAAUUUAUAUGGCACAAUGUAUUUGGAUUUAAAACCUGUCUUUAUUUUGCAAAUCAGUGAACUGCAGGUCAGCGAAAUUAGAUGUUACAAAUAUUGGAAAAAUUAAAUGUAAAACAACUGUAAAACAAAAAGAUGUCACAAAUAUUGGGAAAAUCGAACACAGUGAAAAAAUUAAAAGGUUGACAGACCACUUGAGGGAUAGAAAUUAAACAAAUAUCCUCUAAAUCAAGCAUCUCAAAAAUUUCUUCGUUGUGAAGUAGUUUUUGCUUUGUCGAAAUAAAUAAUUUGGAUGAAUUUUUGUUAACGAAAGAAUGACAAAUAUUACGCUGUACAGUGUCUCUUGCUCAGGGGUGUAGAGCUAGGGGGCUCAGGGGGGCUGAACCCCCCUUGUUAAUGCCGAAAAUUGGCAAAUCUCUUCUUUUGCUAUUGUUUUCGCAACAUUUUGGCAAGAGCACCCCUUGUUAUUUUGAUAGCACUACACCACUGCUCUUGCUAUGCUUUUUAGGCAAUGCAUAUGUUCGAUGCUUGUAUUUUUUCAUGUCGAUGCAUCUGCCUUUUUGUUAUGUGAUUCAAUACCCAUUUUUCAAUUGGCACAUUUCUUAUUUAUGUGUUGGUCUUAUCAAUAAUGAUGCUUGUUGUCAAUAAAUACCCAGUGUUUAGCUUCAGUAGCGGCGCGACAAAAUGCAUGUCAUCUUUAUUUAAUCUUGAUAAUGAUUACAGCAUUCUAUUUUAACUUUGUGAGCCUAUUGAAAUAUGUUUCUGUGAUUUCAGUGAAUAAUUUCACUCACUAUGCAUACGUGAGUCAUAGCACCAUUGUUUAUUCAUGCAGCAUCAAGAGGUAUAAAUACUCAUCAGUAUAAUGAAGGUCCAAAGUGCUUUGUUCGAUGUAAACUAAAUCGAAUUUGAAAUGUUGUUUCUGUAAUAACAUCAUAAAAAAAACAACAUCUAACGCAACGCUAUGCAAAGCCCGAAGGGUUUACCUUGGAGAAAAAAACGGGGAUGGGCCUGCAGUAUAGAAUUUGAUGACCCUGCCAGGAAUAGAAUUUUAAAAUCACGAUACCUAAAAAUUUGAAAUAUUCAAUCGGGAUACCUGUGUCUGAAAAAGGGGACAAGAGGUAUAAUAUUUUUGUAGAAUUUUUGACCAAAACUAAGUCCCUGUGUUGGCAGGCACAUACCCGAACCGGGGCAGAAUUUCGAUAUAUUCUUAAAGAUGGAUGAUUUUGAGCAUGAAAAUUGUUAUGGACAAUAUUUUUGCGAAAGAAAAAAUAUGAAACAAAAUAGAAUGAAAGGAUCGUGGACAAAUGACCGAGGCAAAAGCCCACCGGAAUCGAAAUUUUUCUUUAAGUAUGUACAUGAAUAAUUUAUGUAUAAAUUGUAACGGGUGCAUAUUAAAAAGUCUGCGACUUGAAGAAUACUGCCAAAUCAACGAGAUCACUAUCAGGACGAUUCUAUCUGACUUAGAGCAACCAUGAGGCUACAUAUUGUAGACAUAUUCUGGUUUCAGGCUUAUUUUCUGUUUGUCAAAAGUAACUUUGCCACCAUCGGCAAUUUCUUCCAGCAAACGGAGAAUGGAGAUGAAGUCAGUCUGAAAAUGGAAGAAGCUUUUAUAAAACCAGAAUUUUUCCACUGUGACCGGGCAACUUCUUGCUCUCGUGUUCUAAAACGUCAGGGUGCAGGACAUUACCAAACAAAUACAGAAGUGACUCCCCUGGAAGAAGAAGAAAGUGUCAUUGCUGCGUGGAAGAAAGUCAAACAACCCACAGAUUGCAAGGACCUCUACGACAGCGGGAAAAGAGACAGUGGCAUCUACGAAAUAAUCAGACCGAACUCAAACAAUCAAGUUAUGAUUGUUAACUGUGAUAUGGAAACAGACGGCGGAGGUUGGACUGUGAUACAACGCCGUAUUGAUGGCUCAACCGAUUAUCAACGUGGCUGGUCUGAUUAUAAAGAUGGAUUUGGCGAUGUUGGCAAGAAUAUGUGGAUCGGGUUAGAGAAUAUGCACUAUCUUGCUAGUCCUGAUGCCAGUACCACCCUACGAAUAGAUCUGAAGCACCGACUUAAAGGCGAUGAGCUUUUCUUCGCAACAUACCGUAGCUUCCAAAUUAGCGAUGAGAGUGAUCGAUACCGUAUCAGUGUUUCUGGAUAUUCUGGAACAGCUGGUGAUGCUUUUAACAUGCUUCCAUCUCAUAUGACAAAUAACAACAUGGUAUUCUCUACCAAAGAUAGUGACAAUGAUAAUAAACUUAAAUAUAACUGUGCAGAUACUUUCAAAGGUGGCUGGUGGUAUAAUGGAUGUCAUAACUGCCAGCUUAAUGGGUUAUUUCCAAGUAAGGAUUCAUCAGAUCCUAUUUACAUGUCAUGGGGAACAAUUGAUGAUAACCAUGGCAACGUCAAUUUUUCUGAAAUGAAGAUCAGACGUAACUAGAAUCCAAUGGCGAGAGGCGGCCUAGAGAAAGGCCGAGCGCGCUUUUCUUCCACCUCACCGAAUACUUUCUAAUGACAAAUGAGAAGAAACCAUUUAACCAAACGUAAUUACUGAUAAGGUUUUUCAGACAUGAAGAAUCACAUUUCAUCUUGGCAUGUUUAAUUUUGACUGUAAUUAUUGUUUUUGAUGACGUCGCAAGUGUACCUUUUUUCAUUUCUUUAUCCUGUGUCCUCAUUUAUCCAACUAAGUCCAGUAAAACAUAUUUAUUUGGAUAAAAGAUAACGAGACCUUUCGACUGGUGCAUGAAUUUACAUUGAUCAGGUCAUAGAACAAAGAAAACUGAAAUUGUUCAGGGAUAUGCACACUUUCUCUUCGCCUUUAAUCCAGUAGAAUAGCGGUAAUCAGGAUAUCAUAAGCUGGAACUUUAACUUUUUUCAAAACCGCUGCUGUGCUGAAUGUGCUUGGCUUGGCUAGAUAUUCAAAGACAACCUCCCUCAUUUCUAAUGCUUUUAUGUUACUGUCUCUAUUUUUAAUGGUUAGCAGAAUUGAUUUGGUUGAUCGCUAUUCUUCAAAGGUAACAUUUGUCGUCUUUCAAUGUCUCGCCUACGAACCUUUGAUCCGCUACACAGUACAGUCAUAGCUGCUGCUGCCUGACAACUAAUCAGAUUUACAAACAACAUCGAUAUAGCUAUUUAUCAGAUUCAUUUUCACUGCUUUUUUUCAUUUUCUUCCUUCCUAAAAGAGCUUCCUGCUCUCCUCUCUGUCUUUUUAUCUAGGAGUUGUUAGCCAUCUGAAUCGUUCUCUUUAAUUAUGGUUCUCUCACGGAGCUUACCAGACAUAGCAUUUGAGAAGCAUCACUUAUAAACUCGACUUUUAUCUUUGACUGUGUUCU